AUGGCUCCAGACAGUUCGUACAACCAGGACAGAGACUCCGAUGUGCCCGCCAGGAUAUUCCAUGAGCCCCGGGCCCAAGAUCAUGGCCCUCACCAGUGGGCAUUCUGGACACCUUGGGCAUAUCAUCAGGCCCAAGGUGCACAUCCAGGCCCAUCUCGCUCUGCCACAUCGGAGCACUUGGUGCUGGAAGCCACUAUAAGCCGUCCUCCUCCUUCUACUUCGGAGGAAGUGCCGGUCCAGCCACAAGACUCCCAGAUCUCAAGGGAGACAGAGGCUGGCCACCAAGAAGAGACCUCAAUUGACCUGCUUGUCCCUGGUCUCUCCUCAUCCUCCUCCCCUGACGAGGCAGUAGCUGGAACAUCAUCUGUAAGCCCUCCGCCAAUUGACCUGAGGGCCCACGAAGACCUCCUCAGGCGUGUGGCACUAAAUACGAACCUGCAAGUCGAGGAGGUCCCGGAGGAUGCGGCUUUGAAAAUUCUCACCAACACCAACACCAACACCGAGGAGCCCUGUGAAGAUGAUGAACACUUUUUAACACGUCGUGCUGUCCUACCCUCGGCUGUCUGGCGGGGCCCCGCAUUGUCCUCACCAGAACCUGGCACCCAGGAGGAGGCAGCUCCACGUGUGUACUUCCCAGAGACGUGGCUGUGGGACCUGGUGCCUGUGGGCAAGGGGGGCUCCAAGGAUGUCCCAGUCUCAGUGCCUGACACCAUCACGGAGUGGAAAGCUGGGAUGUUCUGCAUGGCAGAGGUGGGCUUCGGGCUCUCGCCCAUGGCCAUCUUCACGGCCUUCAAACCUUUCUUUGUGGAGCUGGCCUUGCCGUACUCCGUGAUCCGGGGAGAGGCCUUUGCCCUAAAGGCCACCGUCUUCAACUACCUGCGGCAGUGCAUCAAGGUGCGGGUGACGCUGGCGGAGUCUGCGCAGUUCCAGGUGCAGGCGGGCGAGGAUGGCGCCUACACCAGCUGCCUCUGUGCGGACGAAGGGAAAACCUUCCAGUGGGAGGUGACGGCGAGCAGCCUGGGGGAGGUGAACUUCACCGUCAGCACCGAGGCGCUGCACACCGAGGAGCUGUGUGGCACAGAGCUGGCCGUGGUGCCGGCCCAGGGGCGAGUGGACACCGUGAUAAAGCCCCUGCUGGUCCAGCCGAGGGGAAUCCUGGAGGAGAAGGUGCACAUGUCCCUGCUCUGCCAGGAAGCCUCUGAAGAAAUCUCCUUGCAGCUGCCUGGGAACGUCCUGGCAGGGUCCGAGCGGGCCCAGGUGACUGUCCUGGGAGACAUAAUGGGGAUGACUCUGCAGACCACGGACCACCUGCUGGCCGUGCCCAAAGGCAAUGGAGAGACGAACAUGGUCCAGUUCGCUCACAACAUCUACAUCCAGCAGUACCUGGAGAAGAGCGGGCAGCUGAGCCUGGAGAUCAGAGACAAGGCCAAGGGAUUCCUCCAGAGCGGCUACCAGCGUGAGCUGCUCUAUAAACACGAUGACGGCUCUUACAGCGCCUUUGGGGAGAGAGACGCCACGGGCAACACCUGGCUGACGGCCUUCGUUCUCAAGUCCUUUGGCCAGGCCAGGCCCUACAUCUCCAUUGACGAGAAGCACCUAGAGGACGCCCUAAGGUGGCUGCCGAGCCGCCAGCUGGAGAGCGGCUGCUUCUGCAGUGUGGACAACCUGGAGGGCAGCAUGGUGGACGAGCUCUCUCUCUCGGCUUACAUCACGGCGGCACUGCUGGAGCUGGGGCAUCCGCUCACGGUCCGCAUGGUGACCAGGGCCCUCCAGUGCCUCCGGGAGUCGAGCAGCAGCAACCUCUACACACAGGCGCUGUUGGCCUACGCCUUUGGGCUGGCGGGGAGCAUUGAGCUGCGGGACGCCCUCCUGCAGCGCCUGGCCCAGCACAGCAUCAGCGCCGGUGGACAGCUGUACUGGCAGGGGAAGCCCAGCCCCGACAGGAAUGAGGCCCCAUCGGCGGAGGCAAUGACGGCUUACGUGCUCCUGGCCUAUCUCUCCCUGCCCAGUGUGUCUGCUGCCGACAUGGUGACCGCCACCCGGAUCGUCCGCUGGCUCAGCAAGCAGCAGAAUCUCUACGUGGGUUUCGACUCCACGCAGGACACGGUGGUGGCCCUGCAAGCCUUGGCCAAAUAUGCAGCCCUGACGAACAGCACGAGCGGAGCUGUGUCAGUGACAGUGAGCUCCAAGGCCGGGGACCGGCAGCAAUUUCACAUGGACAACGCCAACCGGCUGGUGCUGCAGCAAGCGGCCCUGCAGGAGAUCCCCGGGCAGUACACGGUGCGGGCCAGCGGCAAGGGCUGUGUCUUUGUGCAGCUGACUCUGCGCUACAACGUGCCGCCCCCAAAGAGCGCUGCGACCUUUGACCUGCGGGUGGAGACUGAGCCGAAGGAGUGCACCGAGAGCGCCAGAUCCCGCUUCAGCCUCGUGCUGCACGCCCGGUACAGCGGGGAGCGCCCAGCCACCAACAUGACCAUCAUCAAGGCCAAGCUGCCGUCCGGCUACACCCCCGUCCAGGGCUCCCUGCGGCAGCUGGAGAAGCAGCCUUUGGUGAAGAGGCUGGAGGUGCAGAACGACCAGGUGACGCUCUAUCUGGACCAGCUGACAAAGGAGGCGGCGAGUUUCACCUUCUCCCUGGAGCAGGAUUUCCCUGUGAAGAAUCUCAGAGCAGCCCCAGUGAGACUGUACGAUUAUUACGAGACUGGUGAACACACAGAGGCUGAGUACAGCGCCCCCUGCAGCUCAGGACACGCUGCUGUGGCAGCAAAGCCUCCUCAGGGACCGGUGUCAUCUCCAGAGUCACGUCAGUGGCCUGAUCUAGCCGCUGCUGCCUCCGAUGCUGAUUCUGGGGUCAGCAAGUCUCCAGCUGUCACCAUUGACAGCUCCAUGCUCGGUGUGGUACCCAGCACUGAGCGACUGAGGCCAUGCUGA
Molecule: messenger RNA, 2931 nt
Organism: Chelonoidis abingdonii (Abingdon island giant tortoise)
Lineage: Eukaryota; Metazoa; Chordata; Testudines; Testudinidae
Source: RefSeq, a predicted model, not a curated record